AUGCAACCUAAAACAAAGAAAGUAAAGAAAAUUGAGACCAGGGAGGAAAAGUUGGAAAAGAUAAAAUCUGUCCUUAAGGAUCUCUCCAGUGAGAUCGGAGAAGACCUUAGUGUUAGUGUGGAGACUGGAGAUGCAAACACUCCAGAGAUUGAGUUGACCGUCACAGAGAAGGAGGUGAAGACAUUAGAAAAAUCAGAAGGGAAGGCAUCAGUGAAGAACUCUAGUUCUAGUUCUAGUUCAUCAUCAUCCUCAUCCUCAUCGUCACUAGUAAAAUCAAAAACAGAAAGGGAACCAGCAGUUGAAACGACAGAAGAUAGUUCAGUGAGGAGCGUCGUUUUGACACCAAACACUGAGGCAAUCGACGCCUACCUCCAAGAAUUACAAGAAUGCCAAGAGAACAUGCUCAUUUUAAAUGUAGGAGGCACUAAAUUUGAAACCAGCAAGCCAACUAUGAGAGCUGAUCCAUCAUCAGUAUUCGCUCUUAUGCUUAAUCCCAAUAGUGCUUUUCGCCCUUGCAAAAAUGUCUAUAGUUUUGACAGGGAUCCAGCCCAUUUCAAGAUCAUCCUCAACUAUCUAAGGAACAAUUGUACCGUAGAGAAAAGAUACCUCCCAAGAGAACACCACUAUCUCAAUGAGCUUGCACAAGAAGCUAAGUUUUAUAAACUGUUUGGACUAAAAGCUAUUGUAGAGGAAAGGUUAAAUGACCUUUGUGCUUGUCGGUUUACUACCUGUUAA
Mytilus trossulus (common blue mussel) is the source of this 735-nucleotide messenger RNA. RefSeq lists its product as uncharacterized. Gene Ontology annotation, molecular function: protein binding. Bases 1 to 735 code for a protein of 244 amino acids. Gene Ontology annotation, biological process: protein homooligomerization. Lineage: Eukaryota; Metazoa; Mollusca; Bivalvia; Mytilida; Mytilidae. The record is from RefSeq and is a predicted model, not a curated record. The transcript has a single exon.